AUGAAGGCGCUGGCAAUUGCUUUUAAGAAAGUGGACAGAGACACGGCCAUGUCAGCUACUAAAUAUUCACAUCCAUUCCUAAAUGGCUUAAAGCCACUUCCUGAAGGCUAUGAGGAAGAAUUACAACAGUUACGAGAAUGGAUGAAAAGUCAACCACAUUUGCCCUAUAUAUCGGAUGAAUAUAUAUUUCUAUUUUUACAUUCCAAUUAUUACAAAGUUAAGGAAACGAAGGAUACGAUAGAAUGCUAUUUCACAUUAAGAAACAAUAGUCCCGACCUGUUUACCAACCGCGAUCCUCUGUUACCAAAGAACAAGACGAUACUUGAUAUCACACAUAUGGUAGCUUUGCCGAAACUGUCGACGGAGGGCUACCAUAUUUUGCUCUAUCGCCUCGCAGACACCGACUACAGCAAACUAAACUUUGCGGACGCAGUGCGCGUGUUCUGCAUGUUUAAUGACAUCAAACUGUCGGAAGAUCGCCUCUCAGAAGGAUACAUUGUCAUUUUCGAUAUGAAAGGAUGUAGCUUGGGGCAUUUGACUAGAGUCACACUGCCUGCUUUAAGAGCGUUCAUGCACUAUAUUCAGAACGCCCACCCAUGCCGUCUGAAGAAGAUCCAUGUAGUGCACACCGUCUCUUUUAUCAACCAAGUGAUGUGUCUCGUGAAGCCUCUCAUACAUUCUAACCUUCUCAAUCUCCUUAACUUCUCAUCAGAAGGCCCGGCUUCGGUAGUAGACGUGGAGCUCCUCCCAGAAGACUAUGGCGGCGCUCAGCCUUCUACAAGUAAAUUACAUGAAGAACAAAGAAAAAAUAUGCAAAUGAAUUACAGAGAUUGGCUAAUAGAGUCGGAAAUAUUUAAGGUAGAUGAGAAAAAGCGCAUCAAAAAACCUAGUAAAGGUAUGUUCGCUAGCUUCACCAGUAGUUUUAAAAGUUUGGAUAUUGAC
Molecule: messenger RNA, 942 nt
Organism: Brenthis ino (lesser marbled fritillary)
Lineage: Eukaryota; Metazoa; Arthropoda; Insecta; Lepidoptera; Nymphalidae
Source: the annotation of a GenBank genome assembly